CCCUUACGCCCAUCUAUUUACUUUUAAUUUGUCGCUCCUUCGUUUGGAAUUUCAACCUUCUCAGAGAAGUUUUAAGACAAUGUCACCGUCUUCAACCUCCACCAAACUACGACCCUUCCUCUUUGCCGCCCUCUCAACCCUCUCCACCAUAUCCGCUGUCGUAAUACCAACAGCUCCAGGUCCAGGUGCCGUUUUCAACCAAGGUUCAAAAUGUAGUACUUCGUGGGUUGGGGAUACAGAGGGAAAAUGGAAUGAUAUGACGAUUGAGUUGAUGACGGGUGAUAACUUCAGGAUGAUACAUUUAUCUACCGUUGGCUCGGGUCUGGACGGUAACAAGGAUGGCACCCUCGACUUCACCUGUCCAGAAGUAUCACCAUACUCUGCGAUCUACUUCUUACAAUACUCCUCUUCAUCCUCUCCUGGAGUCUUGCAAUGGGCAACACGGUUCACUAUAGCAGAUUCGAACGGUAACUCUGUACCUCCACCUGAAACGACUCAACCGGAUGGAGCAAAUAUCCCAUGGGGUGUUGGGUCGCUCGGUGGGGGUGGAGGGACCUCAGGCUCUUCUUCCUCAACCGGCGGUAACACGGAUACCUCCCUCAUCAUCACCUCUAGUACAAGCACGCUUGCCAGCGGCGCUUCGGAUUCUACUACCUCUAGCACAUCCAACCCGGUAACCAGCACAACUAGUACAGCCUUUGCUACUCACUCCACCACUACAUCCGUCGUUGGUACACCAAUUACGAAUGUCGUUGGUACUGGUACGGGUAUGACAACCGUACGGAACAUAAACACACAAGCUACGACCGGUGUUGGCCGCGCUACUGCGACGCUGGGUGUUUCCGGAACUGGAGAUGGAAAUGGACUCGGAGCUAAUAAUACUAAUACUCAGAACUCGAACCAUGGAAGUUCAUUACGGUUCGACUCUUUCGAGUUCGCAGGAGUGAAAGGCUCCCUUCCGGUCUCUUUUGUGACUGUGUGCCUUUUUUCAGUACUCGGGGUGUUCUUAUAGGAGAGUCAUCAUUUUUUAUUUAUCCUUGGGUUGAGAUUUGUCAAUGACUUUCGGACGUUUUAUUUUAAGCAAUGAUAUCCUUACUGAUACUGAUACCACUAGUGCAUGGAGGUGUAUCGUAUUUUUGGCUACUAGUACACCUCAUGCUUAAUUGAAUUUAAUUUUGGGUGACCUGGUGGUUUUCACAAGAUUCAGAAAUACCAAGGACUGUAUCUCCG
Marasmius oreades (fairy-ring Marasmius) is the source of this 1230-nucleotide messenger RNA. RefSeq lists its product as uncharacterized. Bases 80 to 1012 code for a protein of 310 amino acids. The record is from RefSeq and is a predicted model, not a curated record. Lineage: Eukaryota; Fungi; Basidiomycota; Agaricomycetes; Agaricales; Marasmiaceae. The transcript is spliced from 3 exons.